Molecule: messenger RNA, 1706 nt
Organism: Colossoma macropomum (tambaqui)
Lineage: Eukaryota; Metazoa; Chordata; Actinopteri; Characiformes; Serrasalmidae
Gene: htra1a
Product: HtrA serine peptidase 1a
Exons: 9
Coding region: 1-1464 (487 amino acids)
Biological process (GO): proteolysis; positive regulation of apoptotic process; programmed cell death
Cellular component (GO): extracellular region
Molecular function (GO): serine-type endopeptidase activity; protein binding
Source: RefSeq, a predicted model, not a curated record
AUGUGGGCCGUGUUACUGAUGUGCGUGUGCGCCGCGUGCGCCUCUGGGGUCGCAGACGCGCGUGUCAGUAAGCGCUACGUGAUCGGCGGCUGCCCGGGCCACUGCGACCAGACCAUGUGUCCGGCCAUGCCCAAGCUGUGCACCACCGGGCAGGUGCUGGACCAGUGCGGCUGCUGCCUCGUGUGCGCGUCCGGCGUGGGCGAGGCGUGCGGCGGCGUGGGCAAGCUGGGCGACCCGGUGUGCGCGGAGGGGCUGGAGUGCUCGGUGAGCGGCGGCGGGGUGGGCUACACGGCCACGGUGAGGCGCAGAGGCCAGAGCGGCGUGUGCGUGUGCAGGAGCGGCGAGUACGAGCCCGUCUGCGGCAGCGACGGACAGACGUACAGGAGCGAGUGCGAGCUGAGGCGCGCCAGCGAGAGAGCGCGGAGACUCCAGCAGCCGCCCGUGCUGCUCGUCCAGCGCGGCGCGUGCUACCAAGAUCCUGCCCCCUCCACAGUCCAGGAUAACCCAAACAGCCUGAGGUACAAGUACAACUUCAUCGCUGACGUGGUGGAGAAGAUUGCUCCUGCUGUAGUUCAUAUUGAACUAUACCGCAAGAUGGUGUAUUCAAAGCGUGAGAUGGCGGUGGCGAGCGGCUCAGGCUUCGUAGUAUCUGAUGACGGGCUCAUAGUGACCAAUGCCCACGUGGUGGCCAAUAAAAACAGGGUGAAGGUGGAGCUGAAGAACGGCAUGUCCUUCGAUGCAAAGAUCAAAGAUGUGGACGAAAAGUCGGACAUCGCUCUAAUAAAGAUUGACUCUCCGAGCAGACUUCCUGUGCUGAUGUUGGGCCGCUCAGCUGACCUCAGACCGGGCGAGUUUGUGGUUGCCAUUGGCAGCCCGUUUUCCCUCCAAAACACAGUCACCACAGGGAUCGUGAGCACCACCCAGAGAGGUGGCAAAGAGCUGGGCCUGCGGAACUCUGACAUGGACUACAUUCAGACCGAUGCCAUCAUUAAUUACGGAAACUCAGGAGGGCCGCUGGUUAAUCUGGACGGUGAGGUGAUUGGGAUAAACACUCUAAAGGUCACAGCAGGGAUCUCCUUCGCCAUUCCCUCAGACAAGAUCAGGCAGUUCCUCUCCGAGUCCUACGACAGGCAGGCCAGAGGUAGAGGAACAGCAAGGAAGAAGUACAUUGGUGUUCGAAUGAUGAGCCUGACCCCUGCACUGGCUAAGGAGUUGAAAGCCAAACAUGGGGACUUCCCCGAUGUCACAUCCGGAGCCUAUGUCAUUGAGGUCAUCUCCAAAACCCCAGCUGCAGCUGGUGGCCUGAAGGAGCAUGAUGUCAUCAUCUCCAUCAACAGUCAACAGAUCUCCUCGGCAACAGACGUCAGCGCUGCCAUCAAAAGAGACGCCGUGUUACGCAUGGUCGUUCGCCGUAGCAACGAGGAUGUUAUCCUCACCAUCGUCCCCAUGGAAGUUGACCCUUGACCUUGACUGGAGCUGGUGCUCAUUCUCCACACCAAUGAACUUACUGGGCAUGUCCGAGGUCACGCCCACAGGAGUGACUUUGGUCAGUAGCCGAAGGCCUUCUAAUGACCGGCGGGGUGAAGGUCCUGCCUUACAGAUUGUACAGAGCACAUUGAUGUAGAUCCUUGUUCACAUAUAUUAAGUCUUUUUGUUUUUAUUUUAAAAAACUACUGUUUACCAGUUAAAAUAAACCAUUAAGCAUG